Molecule: messenger RNA, 2438 nt
Organism: Chara braunii
Lineage: Eukaryota; Viridiplantae; Streptophyta; Charophyceae; Charales; Characeae
Source: the annotation of a GenBank genome assembly
GCAACUUCUCCAUUAGGCACCUCGAAAGGGAGGUCUAAGAAGACGAGAAGAAGGCAAUGGCAUGUAAUACCCACACUGCUGGCUGCUUUUUCCCGCCGCUUCGGAACCCUGUGGACUCGGAGGUGGUUGAAGGGAAAGUUUUCACUGGUGAGGAUGACAGCACAUACAUGCAUGCAAGAGGGCAGGAAGCCACGUACGAUGGAGUAUGCUCGCAGAUAUGGGACCAUGUCACAAUGAGGAGUGACGUUCUGUCUGCCAUGGACAUUGGGGCCCGUGUCAUCCCUGAAGGACAGUUGCAGCAACAUAUGGCCCCUGAAAAGUAUGGCUAUCGUGUCAAUUGGGUCCCAGGUUGUUUGCAUCCUGCAGUGGUUGAUUGCAAGGUGACGAUGGCAGCAAGACUGCAAUCAGGGCAUUGGCUCCUAUUGGGAUGGAUGCAUGCAGGCAUUGUGGAGCAUUGGCAGUUCCUCGUGGUUCUGACACGUGUCUCAAUUUUCAAUGUGAAUGUAACGGACCAUGUCCUGGUGGUUGAACACGCAAAGCGGUGCUGGGAGAAGAUAAGGAAGGAGGAGCGUCAUAUGGUGUGCGCGGGUUAUGACUAUAUGGCUGACCAGGGGAUGUGGUCCAUGGUUGAGGGGAGUUGUACGGCCCAAGAGCACGGCGACGAUGAGAACAUAUACAUGGCUCGCAUUCGCCGCAGGCACGGUUGCACGACCAUUCUUGGUUGGGUCCCGGUCGUAUAUCCCAUGACAUAUGAGCAUGGUGGAGACGUCACCAUGAGAUUCAGAGACCCGCUUGGUGUGCCUUUCCAUCUGACCUACUCAGAUAGACUCCUGCGAGACAUUCGGUAUCUGCCGGAGGAUGGCUUGCCAGGUUCAGCGCAGGCAGGCAAGAGGACAGAGAAGCGCUUAGAAAUUUCCCGUUUGUCUGCUGAGGUGGAGGGCCCAUGUGGUCCUGGUCGCGUCGGGGGGUGCUCUGCAGCACAGGGUGACAUGGGCGGGCCGAGCGAUGUCGCGAUGUCGCAGAGCCCGGGGAAGAAGAAGAAGUGCACGCCGGGACCGCCACAUGGGCAGACGCCCGCAGGUAGAAAGAAGGUGAACCCGAAGGCGGUGCCAGGGACCGGAGACACCGCAGGUGCACGAACUCAGGUCUCCAGACGCCGUCGACGCCUCGGGAUGGCAACUUUGUCGGAAAUCAGAAAGUUGCAACGAUCCACUGACCUUUGCUUGGCUUUCAGGCCGUUCUUGCGUCUCGUGCGCCAGGUUGUGGAGCGGGACAUUGCUCCGGGUAUGGGCGUGAGGUUUCAGAUGACGGCGGUGCGUGCUUUGAUGGAGGCUGCCGAGGCGUACUUGGUCGCCAAUUUCGAGAACACCAACGAGGUGGCCAUCCAUUCGAAGAGGGUGACGAUCCAGGUCAGAGACAUGAGACUGGUGGAUAGGUUGUCGAAGCCUCGCUGGGUUGAGAAAUAUCAAGGUAUGUUGGACGAGAAGGCGAGAGCUGAGGAGAGACAGGAACGGAUGGACGCCAGACAGACGAAAAGGGAUGGCAGCAGAGCAGGGGCGAAGAAGAGGAAAGCAAGAGAAGAGGACGAAAGACAAACCGUACGCAUCAUGUCGAUGUCAGUAGCACAGGUGGAGGCUGCUCUUGCAGAGGUAAUGAAGUAUGCAAAGGAGGGCGUCCACUACAACGGUGACAGCGAGUUGUCUUUGCUUCAAGACAGGGUGCCGAGGUACUUCAUAGUUGUUGUGGAUACGAGAUCCACAAUCAUGGCAAACGACGAGGGCCGUGUCAAAGCACGAACACUCUUGCAACGCUUCAGAGAGUCACCACAUGUACGUGUGCACAGCGAUAUGGAAGACAGUGUAUACAGUCUGAAAGGAGUGGUCCAGUGGAUCUGCGGCGAAAGGAUGUCCGAAGAAGGAGACGUGGACAUGACAAUGCAGCAGACAUGGGGAACAUAUACACCUGCGAACUUGGGCAAGUUGCUGGGCACUAUCGUACGGAAUGAGGGAAUGCAGGUUGAUGGGUCGAAGGACAAGUUGAAGAGUGGUGCUGCAGAAAUAUUGGUGUUGUCCAGAAUGAAGGACAUUACACAAACACCGCCAGAAGACUUUCAAGAUGUUCCUAUCAUUGUCGCAGAUGGUGUGGAAUAUAUUCUGCUGGAUCAACUUGUGGACUUCAUGAAAAAGAGUGACGAGACAGGAACGUCAUCCAUGAGGCGUUGCACGAAGUGACAGAGUUUGCACUGCAAGGUCAAGAUCUGAUAGAAUUCGUGCCCGCAAUAACAGAAGACAAGAUCAUAUCUGGCAGACCGUUGUGGAGGGAGUUGUUAUCAGCUGCUUUGGGGCGGCUCGGUCUUGCAAGCUGCGAUAUUGAAAGACAAAGAGAAAGAGAAGAAGGGUGGAACGUGAUGGUCACGGAAACAAAUUUAGCAAUCAUUC